UGAACCCGGUGCUCCGUGGAGUGUGACAGUUCAAUCCGACUGGAGCUCCUCCUCCUGGAUUUCCUCCCCGCUGCUGCUGCUUGGCUACAUUGUAUCAGUUCCCACACGAAGAACUACCACGGCACUCAUCCAGAAACGGUGAAUACGGAGGAAUUAACCUGGAUGGGAAGCUAUCGGCUGUGGGAUUAAUUGCCAGAAGGUCGCGGGAGAGGACUGGGCUUGUGUCGGGCUUGAGACGGCACCGAUAAAAAUAAAAAUGCCCUCAGGACUCGGGUUGUUUUCGAUGAGGACGGUAUCUCGAAGUGUGAUGGCAGAAGUCCAGUGAAUCGCUGGCCUCCCCUCCUCUCUUGUGUUGGGUGUCUUGGGGAGUACGCUGCCACUGCUUUCUGGUGCUUCAGAUUUUUUUUUUUUUUUUUUGUAGAGGUUUUAUUAUACUUCACAUUUAACUGUGAUAUUUUUUUAUGGAGUUCGCACCACCAUGGACAGACCAGGGUUUGGAAUAGGAGUGGCUAGCUAAGUCAGGCAAAAUGUGGUUAAAUGGAACUGGAACGAGUAGACCGUGAGGAUUCUCUAACCCUUGCCCCUGAGUCCCAACCGUCUGAGAGGGUGUCGGACCUCACUGAGGCAAUCCUGGGCCGUUGGCUCUAAAAUGUCCCUAAGUGGUGGCACUGCAGGCGGGAAAGGUGUGGACUCUAAUGCGGUGGACACUUACGAUAGCGGGGAUGAGUGGGAUAUCGGUGUUGGAAAUCUGAUUAUUGACCUAGACGCGGACUUAGAGAAGGACAAACUUGAGAUGUCGGGCACCAAGGACGGCAUGGCGGCACCACCCAGUGCAGUGGCAGCGUUGCCGGACAACAUCAGGUUUGUGAGUCCAGUGUCUGGCUCUCAAGGCAAGGAAAGCAAAUCCAAAUACAAGCGCAGCAAGAACUCUAAAGACAAUAGUAGCAAAGCUUCGGCUGGCGAUGGGGGCAAGAAAGAAACUCCAGGACGGACUCAAGCGGAGCCAACGGGCACAGCAGCGAGCGCAGGAGCCGCCGGCAACAAUUCCACCUCUGGGAAGAACAUUGAAAAGGGGGGCAAAGCCUCCAGAGGUGUUCUGAGUGGUAAAAAAGAGAAAGAAGGGGCUAGUGGGAAAGGUAAGAAGGACAAAACAGACGGAGCCCCAGUCGUGGCAAUCGCUGCUGCGGAGAAGGAUGUUGUGUCUCAGGCCCAGGUUGCUUUGGGGAAUAGUCGCACUGCGUCCUUUGAGAACACACAAUCAACAGACUUGGCAGAAGCCAAUCAAAUGGGGAAUAUUGCACUUGAACCUGUAGGGAUCGUACCAGCCUUGACCGCAAAAACUGAACCAGAGGAGGUGGAAAAUGGUAGUAGUGAAUGCAAGACGUUAAAGAAGGUGAAAAAUGAAAAGAUGGAAUCUCCUGUCUCCACGCCAGCUCCUCCCCCCCUCCACCUCCUGGCCACAGUGGGCAACAGUGAGAUUUCCUCGCCGUGUGAGCAGAUAAUGGUGCGCACGCGCUCCGUGGCCGUGAACACAUCUGAUGUGGCCCUGGCUACCGAACCAGAGUGCUUGGGGCCCUGCGAGCCCGGCACAAGUGUCAACCUCGAAGGCAUUGUGUGGCAGGAAACUGAAGACGGCAUGCUGGUGGUUAAUGUUACUUGGAGAAACAAGACAUACGUGGGCACCUUGUUGGACUGUACACGGCAUGACUGGGCUCCCCCCAGGUUUUGCGAAUCCCCUACAAGCGAUCUAGAGAUGAGAAAUGGCCGUGGUCGAGGCAAGCGAAUGAGACCGAACAGCAACACCCCUAUCACCGAGAACAGUAACUCCUCAGACAACAAGGGCACCAACAACAACAAGACGCGUGCUGCCUCUAACAGCAAGGGCCGACGGGGCAGCCAGACGCCAUCAGAGCGCCGUACCCCGCCUAACAACAACACAGAGGAUAUCAAGGCCAGUCCCUCCUCAGCUGGAAAACGCAAGACCAAACCAGCCUCGGACAUGGAACCCAAUUCCAGCUCCGAGGACACCAAAGGCAACAAACGUAUGCGUACAAAUUCCAACAGUGGAGGGGUGGGACCAACAGGUCUCCCUAUUCCUUCCAUUAAGACUGAGCCACUUCCCCCUCCCCUCGAUCGCAGCUGCCCCUCUCCAGUUCUUAUUGACUGCCCGCACCCUAACUGCAACAAAAAGUACAAGCACAUCAAUGGUCUCAAGUACCACCAAGCACGCGCUCACAAUGAUGAUGACAUCAAGUUGGAAAUGGAUGGAGAGAGUGAAUAUGGAGAGGACUCAACUCUCCACCCUGAACCAGGGAACUGUAAUGGAGCCUCGAUCUCUCAGAAAGGAUGUUUGUCUCCAGCACGUUCAGUUACUCCAAAAGGCAGGAACUUUGAUGCACAGAGUCCUUCACCAUCUCCUGGCAAGUUUGGUUCAAAGCAGAGUAAAAAGAAAAUUGCUGAGGCAGAUCCAGAGGUGGGAGGUACUCCGACAGACGGGUGUGAAGAUGGGCCAUGCCUUACUGAUGAGGCCAGUAAUGAUGGCAUAGAUGAUAAGAGAGGAUCAGACAAGUCUAAAAAGGCUGGCACAAAGGCUGAUAAAAUGCCCCAGAAAAACAUGAAGUCACCACGGUCCGUUGGCCCUGGCUCGACAGCAUCCCAGCAGAUGUACCCUUUUCCUCCUGGAAACCCAAAUUGUUCCCCGGGGCUUACCCCAAUCAUACAAGGGAUUCCCAAGAGUCCCCAAAUGAAGGGCACUCAGCCUAAACCCCCUGUCAUUGGAGAUGCUGCCUCAAGUAGCUCCAAAGACAAGAAAAAGAAAGACAAGAAGAAAAAAGAUGGUGGGAAGGAGGCUGACAGCCCCAAGCCUCAGGGAAAGGGAGGGAAACAGGAGGACGGAAAGCUGACAUACUCUGAGCCUUCUGAUCAAGGCAACAAGGGGGAAGGACUCCUCAAUGGUUCCUCAGAUCCUCAUCAGAGUCGUUUGGCCAGUAUCAAGGCUGAGGCUGACAAAAUUUACAGCUUUUCUGACAAUGCCCCUAGCCCAUCCAUUGGUGUAGCCAGUCGGAUAGACGGCAGUGGGAUGCCACAGCCUCUCACACCACUUCACGUAGUGAACCAGAAUGGUGCGGACAACUCCUCAGUCAAAACCAAUAGCCCAGCCUAUUCAGACAUUUCAGAUGCUGGUGAGGACGGUGAAGGGAAAAUAGAAGGCGUGAAAGUCAGGACAGAGGACCAAGGCAUCAGGGAAAGUGUCAAAAAAGCGCUCUUUCCAAACCAGACACCCAACAAAGAUUCCCCGUACUAUCCCGGCUACGAGACGUAUUACUCGCCCAAUUACGUAAACCCCAGUCCUGGCGGGCCCAAUCCAGGAACGCCAGUGGCUGAAGGUCAGGUUAAGAUCAAAAGGGAAGAGGACCAGGACCAAGUUGAGGAAAAAGUCAAGGUUGAGGUUCAUGAAGACCGCAAACCUGACAUCAUUGCUCCUAGCCAGCAGCAGCAGCAGCAGCAACAACAACAACAACAACAACAGCAGCAGCAGCAGCAGCAACAACAACAACAACAACAGCAGCAGCAGCAACAGCAGCAGCAACAACAGCAGCAGCAACAACAGCAGCAGCAGCAACAACAACAACAGCAACAGCAGCAGCAGCAACAGCAACAGCAGCAUCAGCAACAACAGCAGCAGCAGCAACCCUCAGUCAUCCAACAGCGAUCCAACAUGUACAUGCAACCUCUUUACUACAACCAGUAUGCUUACGUCCCCCCGUAUGCAUACCAUCCCGAUCAAGCCUACCAUAACCACUUAAUGAACACCAACCCAGCCUACCGGCAACAGUACGAGGAGCGGCAGCGACAGAUGGCUGCCGAACAGCACCGCGCCGAGAAGAAGUCAGACAUCGCCCUAAAAGAACGAGAAGCCUCCAUGAAGGAGGAGUGGAAACAAAAGAGCCCGAUGCCGCCAAGCCUCUCCAAAGCCCCAAGUCAGUCAGACCUCGGAAAGACGCCGCAGGCCCCAAGCAAAUCCAGGGAGUCGCCCUCUGAGCCCUCCUCCAAAUCCCUUGGAAGCAUAAAGGGGGAGGACCCAAAGUCCCAGCAAGCGGAGGGGCUAAAGAUGAAGCUGACUGAAGGGGGCCACCAUGGAAAGGAAGACUCCAAGCAAGCACUGGAGUCCAGAGGUCAAGCAGGGAUGGAGCAGGCCAUGUGGUACAGACAGCAGUACCCCGAGAGCCAGAAACCCCAAGCAGAAGACGAACACCAGCAGCAACAACCUCGAUGGAAAGAUGAAAGGGACCGAGAACGGGAACGGGAUCGUAAAUUAAAGGAUGACAGGCCCCGGCCCAAGGACAGUCAAAGUGGGCCCAAGGAGGACGGCAAAGAGGGUAGUGAUCCCAGAAUCACUUCUGAGGACCACCGGGUCAUGAGCAAAGACUCUCGUUCUAAUCCACACAUGCAGUUCUCAUCACCACUAGCACAGCACCAAGGCUACAUGCCCUACAUGCAUGGUUACCCCUAUGGACAAGGCUAUGACCCCAACCACCCUGGAUACAGGGGCAUGCCCGCAGUCAUGAUGCCGAAUUACCCAGGUUCGUACCUUCCUGGAGGCUAUCCGUUUUCUCCAUAUGGCAAUAAAAUGGCCGGAGCUGAGGAAGGCGGUGACAAAUCCCGCGCUAGCCCCACUGUCACCAAAACGGCAGCGGACUCCAAAGCCCUGGAUAUCCUGCAUCAGCACGCCAGCCAAUACAAGAGCAAAUCCCCCACAGUGGGUGACAAGCCACCUCAUGAGAGGGAAAGAGAGCAGGACAGAGGAGCUGGCGGAGACAGAGAUCGGGAAAGGGAGCGGGAGCGUGAGAGGGAAAGAGAAAGAGACAUGGACCGACCACGCUCCUCACCCUCCCAGCGCAUCAUGCCCUCGCACCACCACCUGGGAUACCCCCUGCUCUCAGGACAAUACGACCUGUCCUACGCCACAGGUCUCUCCUCAUCAGCUAUUGUUGCCAGCCAACAAGCAGCAACCCCCUCCCUCUACCCGCCACCACGGAGGUGAGAACGGGAAACCUGACCGUCACACCUCAACCCUGCAAAGAUUCAUGUGACUGGCUCACAUGAGAAGAAAGUCUCCCGGGCGUUCCCUUUUUUUAACACAUCAGUUGAAUGGUGUUUCGAUCUGUAUUUUUUAGUUCGUCUGCCACGAGGCUAGGCAGAUGGUCGUUUUUUUUUUUUUUUUUUGGGUCCUCCCCCUCUCGUAAAUGACCCCAAAUUUGUCCAAACCCUCGGACUGGAACAGAAGUGAUAAUAAGCCAGGUUCAAAGCCAUCGCUCUGCCUCACCAUGCAGAGCUAACACCAACCCGCUGAUCAUCUAGUCUUUGCACUGUCAACAGAUACAAUGCAAAAAGAGACUAUUGGACUGCCGGAACAGCUUUUUUUUGUUGUUGUUGUUUCUUUCUUUCUUUGACUGCAUUGUUGUUGUUGUUGUUUGUUUUUUUUUGGGUCACACGCAGAAAGAAAUUGGCAGGGGAUUUUUUUUUUUUUUUUUUGAGGAGUUGGGUGGCUGAUGGGGAAAAGGGGGGAGUCAAACUAAAUUAAAGACUGAAAAGAAAAAGUGAAUCCUAUUGAAAUGAUUUCAACUCUACGUCUUUUGGCUUAUCGUAUGCCGUGAAACAACAGUACAUCCUUAACUUGACACACGUUUGGCUAUAUUUUGUGGGGGGGAGAGGGAAUAUGGCAACAGCUGCUUUCUUCAGAGACUUGAGAGCCUGAGACUGAAGUUUAUUAAUUUUUUUUUUUUUGUCGUUUUCCAUCAUCAUUGUCAAUAUCCAUCCUCUUUGAACCCUCAGUUCUUGUUUCAGGGAUGAUGACGACGUUGUUUGUUUUUUUUUUUUUUUUUUUUGCGAAGGGACCGCACACACCUCAAUGGAGAAUAAACACUAUUCAUGUUUUCAUUUUUUUUUUUUUAUUUUUUCUCAAUUAAUACUUCACUUGUACUCCGUAUCGUUGUGUUCAUCCUUGAAUGUGUCUGAUGCUGGUAGGAGUCCUGUUUUCCUCACAAUGAAAACGUCACAUCUGUCGUUGCACUCAAAACGGUGAAGCCACAUUAGCGAGCGGUUAAUUCGCUGGGGGGGGGAGCGGGGGUGGAGAGUUGCCAUCGCUGCAUUUUUGCCACUCGUUGGGGGUUUUUACUGUAAGAUUGUGCUUCAUCCAGCUCGUCGCAUUUUGAUUUAUUUUUUUAUUUCUGUAAAAGAUGUGAAAUUUCACUCAACUUGUGUAUUUUUUUUUGCUGUAAAUUUAGACUUUUGGCCUACUUUUUUUUGUGCAUAAAUGUUUAUAUUUAUCCCCGCACGCAACGGUUUAAAAAAACAACAACAACCUGUCACUGUUAAAUAGCUUUCAGCCUUCGCGGCGUUUAACAUCAUGUGCUCGGAUCGUUGUUUCCCUAGACAUCUUGCUGCGCUGCUUGUUUUCCCCCUGCUUUGGUUGUCUUGCUGCACUUGUUCAUUUUUUUUUUUUUUUUAUUUAUUUAUUUUUUUUUUUAUCAUCAAGCUACGGUCGCAUUAAUCCCAACAUGCAGCGUGCAAUUAGACUGGACCCAGACCUCCGAAUCACUGUCCACAUCUCAGAUCUUUUUUUUUUUUUUCAGUGAUUCAGUGGCAACUCUUAACUGGCAGAUUAAGCGAAAACUAAACGGUAAAACGGACUGAUAUUUCAGGCUGUCGUUCGUUGUCAAAAAGGGGCAGAAAUGUCUCUGGGUGCUUCGCUUGCUUGUGUGGCUUCACCAUAACACACGUUCACCUCGGGACAGCUAGCUCGGUGUUCCUAACCGGCGGCUAGCUUUGGAUUUAACUGGGCCAAUUAGUCGGAUACCUCAGACGCCGGCUUUCUCUGUUCAGUUGCUGCCUGUGCAGUUUAGGUCAUGAUCCCAAAAACAAAAAUCUUUCAGCUGUUAACAGAACGAGCCAAUCAGAUGCAGACAAUGAACUGAAAUAAAAAAAAAAAAACAAGGGAGAGCAAAAGCUAACGUGGUUUGAAACAAGUGAAAUGGAACCUUGAUCGCGCACACGUGACCGAAGUAAGCAGGCUCAAAGUUCAGCUGAGAAGAAGCAUGUUGCUCUAGGCUCGCCUUUUGGAUCUCAGACGGGUGGCACCGCUCUGUAAAUUCACUUUAAAUCCACAGACAAAAAAAAAAAA
Molecule: messenger RNA, 7183 nt
Organism: Perca fluviatilis (European perch)
Lineage: Eukaryota; Metazoa; Chordata; Actinopteri; Perciformes; Percidae
Product: zinc finger protein 609-like
Exons: 9
Coding region: 650-5044 (1464 amino acids)
Biological process (GO): regulation of transcription by RNA polymerase II
Cellular component (GO): nucleus
Source: RefSeq, a predicted model, not a curated record